This is a messenger RNA of Chenopodium quinoa (quinoa), 1892 nucleotides long. Its product is annotated as carboxyl-terminal-processing peptidase 1, chloroplastic-like. Gene Ontology annotation, molecular function: serine-type peptidase activity; endopeptidase activity; protein binding. The record is from RefSeq and is a predicted model, not a curated record. The transcript has 14 exons. NCBI's taxonomy places the organism in Eukaryota, Viridiplantae, Streptophyta, Magnoliopsida, Caryophyllales, Amaranthaceae. Gene Ontology annotation, biological process: proteolysis. The coding region runs from base 51 to 1511 and encodes 486 amino acids.
AGAUGAGAAAUAGAGAAUGAGAGACGCAAAACAAUAGAGAAAGUAAUAGGAUGAGCCUCUGUUCUCUCACUUCACCAAACCCCUGCAGCACCACCAUUUCCAUUACCAUCAAAAAUGGCGGACAACCCAAAAACUACACCAGCAAUUAUCUUCAAAAUUCACUCAAUUGGCCCAACAACCCUUCAAUUGGAGCCGCCAUAGCUGGUGCUGCACUCUCCUUCACCCUCUUACUAUCUCCUCCUCUUUCAAUUGCUGCUGAUUCUCCUCUUUCCGAUCAAUCGUCGUUGUCGUCUGAUUCGUAUUGUCGCGAAGAUGAGAGAGAAUUUGGAGCUGAAAUGGAGUUAUCGGCGCCGAAAUUGAAGACGAAUGAGGGGAUUGUGGAGGAAGCUUGGGAGAUUGUUAAUGAAAGUUUUCUUGAUACUGGUCGUAGUCGUUGGUCUCCGGAGUCUUGGCUUACUUGGGAGUAUACUUUGGCUAUCAAAUCAUAUCGCAAGAAGGAAGACAUAUUGAGCACUUCUAUUAAGACUAGGUCAAAGGCUCAUAGUGUUGUUCAAAAAAUGCUGGCAAGCUUGGGAGAUCCUUAUACGCGUUUUUUGUCACCAGAAGAGUUCUCGAAGAUGGCAAGAUAUGACAUCACUGGCAUUGGGCUAAAUCUCAGGGAGAUUCCUGCUAGCAAUGGAAGUUUCAAAUUGAAGGUGCUUGGACUCGUGUUGGAUGGGCCUGCUCAAACUGCUGGAAUUAGACAGGGUGAUGAAAUCUUAUCUGUUGACGGGGAGGAUGUGAGAGGCAAAUCAGCUUUUGAAGUAUCAUCAAAGUUGCAAGGUCCCAGUGAAACUUUUGUAACAGUUGAGGUCAAGCAUGGAAAUUGCGGUCCAGUUCAGUCCGUCAAAGUUCAGAGGCAGAUGGUUGCUAGACCUCCAGUGUUCUACCGAUUGGAGAAAAUUGACAAUGGUGCAACCUCUGUUGGAUAUGUGCGACUAAAGGAGUUUAAUGCGCUGGCCAGAAAAGAUAUAGUGACAGCAAUGAAGCGCCUUCAAGACCUAGGUGCCUCAUGUUUUGUUCUGGAUCUAAGAGACAAUUUUGGUGGCCUAGUGCAGGCUGGGAUAGAAAUCGCAAAGCUGUUUCUGAAUGAGGGGGAUACGGUGAUUUAUACUGCUGGAAGGGAACUGUCUCAGAAUGCCUUUGUGGCAGAGUCUCCACCAUUAGUUACAGCACCUGUCAUGGUUUUGGUGAACCAUAAUACCGCAAGUGCCAGUGAAAUAGUGGCAUCUGCUCUUCAUGAUAAUUGCAAAGCUGUUCUGGUGGGAGAAAAAACCUAUGGCAAGGGUCUCAUUCAAUCAGUUUUUGAGCUUCAUGAUGGAUCUGGCGUGGUUGUCACAAUAGGGAAGUACAUAACACCUCACCACUUGGAUAUCAAUGGCAAUGGAAUAGAGCCUGACUUCUCUAACAUCCCACGAUGGAGUGAUGUGACAAAAUCUCUUUCUACUUGCAAUCGGUUGAUACAGGGAUGAAUGAAGCAAACCAAUCUUGUUUGUUGGACUUGUCAUGUAGACAUGAAGUUCUGCUGAUUUUACUGCUUCUUGUUUUGAUUUUCUUACGACAAAUCUGGUGUUGGGUAUGAUUCACCGAAGCAAGUUUAUUUUAUCUUACGGUGGUAACAUAAGUAACAUGAGUUAGGAUCCCCUCAUUUUGAGUUCAGCUUGAGCUUGGCAGAGUUGAUUGAAAGUGCUCCUCUUGUAUUAUUUAUCUCUACUUGUAAUUAAUGUAUGUAUAUUCACCAAAACAAUUUUGUACGUGAAUUGCUACUCAAAUAAACCUCUUUUAUAGAAAGAUUUUGAUAGCAGGUAGUUUGACUGCAAUUAGAUCUCUGACUCGCCUAGUUAUUCUGUUUA